Molecule: messenger RNA, 2001 nt
Organism: Akanthomyces muscarius
Lineage: Eukaryota; Fungi; Ascomycota; Sordariomycetes; Hypocreales; Cordycipitaceae
Exons: 2
Coding region: 1-2001 (666 amino acids)
Cellular component (GO): nucleus
Source: RefSeq, a predicted model, not a curated record
AUGGCGGCCUACAGCAAACCAUCGCUGCCGUCGAUACCCGGCUACGACCAACCGAGAUACCAAGACGCGACAUUGGAGCCGUACCAACAACCCUUCUCCUCGCAGCAAGCGGACAAAUUUGCGCAACUCAACCAGCAAUCCUUUGGCUCAAACAAUGCAGUCGCUCCUUACAUGCCGGCUGGGCCGACCGUCGUUUCCUGCCAACCAGCAUCGGGCGUCUUUGGAACCAAGGUUUAUCUAAAGAUUUCGGCGCAGUACGAUUUGUUCUCUAUGUCGUCGCCGAUGCCCUACUUUUUCCUACAGUUUGGUACCGAAAAGUGCCCGAUGCAGGAUGUGGCAAGAGACGCUCAAGAUAGCUCAGGCUACAUUUACUCGUGCAGUGCCGAUGCGCCACAGUUAUUGGUCACGGGCUGUAGCUCCAGCAACGUGCCUUUGUCACUAGUUAUCGAAGGUCCGACUGGCGACGAGAUCUCGAGGACCGUUGCUGGCCACUUCCAAUACCUUGAAGGGUCCGGAGAUGGUGUCACGAGAUCCGAUAAGUUACCAAAGAACGAGGCGGGCGCACCUGGCACGCAUGUCGAUCAGCCGGGCCCGUCACCGAAAUCUACAGAGGCUCAGAUCAGCACCGACGCCGCUACAAAUAGCUACGAUUAUUCUUCACAGCCCAGCCAUUAUGCUGCAGCAUUCCCUCAGCCCAACAACGACAUGAUUACGACAUACAGAAGCAACAGCUUUGCCGAGCCCAGCUACGGCGGCCGCCGCUCUUUGGGCUGGAACGGAUUCAACACUCCUCUUGGCAGUACCCGGAGCUCCAUGGGUGGUCUCGAUAGCAUUGGGAGAAACAGCCUGACGCCCAUGUCCAUGUCUGCAUCUUCAGGAAACGCACCGGCACUUAUUCGCACAAGCACCAUCACAAGCGGAAGCAGCGCUGGCAGUCAGUAUGCCGCUAUUUCCUUGUACGCGACCAAGGCCGUCUUGAAGAUCCACGGUAAACUGGACUCCAUGGUCGACAACUGGACGCAUGAAGAGUGGGAAAACCGUCGCCGAAUUGUCGUGUUCAAAAAGUCACAGACUGGCUCUACUUUGACAGCGACCUUCCGUGCAGUGCCCGUCAACGAGCGUCCACAGAACAGCAUCUGCGUUUCGUGCAUCUACUGGGCCGAGAAGAACGAAUGCUUCGUCACCUCUGUGGAUACCAUUCAGCUUCUGGAGCAGCUCGUUGCUGCACCCAACCGCUUCAGCGUGGAGGAGAAGAACCGCAUCCGUCGAAAUCUCGAGGGAUUCCACCCUCUGACCGUUUCCAAAGCCAAGGCAGAAAGUGAAGAAUUCUUCAAGCUCAUCAUGGGCUUUCCCAACCCGAAACCACGAAACAUCGAAAAAGAUGUCAAAGUCUUCCCUUGGAAGGUCCUCGAAGGCGCACUCAAGAAAAUCAUCGGCAAGUACAGCGCAAGCCCGAGCAGCCAAAUGCCGCCAGCGAGCAUGAACGCUCCGAUGAACCCGGGUCCGUACGCACCACUACCAACACCUCCCGCUCAGCACAUGGCACCGCACUCGGGCAUGAGUUCGCACCAUGGCGACCCGCACAGCCAGUACUCGAUUCACCAAAGUCAUCAUGAUGCUGUGCCGUCCCCGCGGUCGCUUUCUGGUUCUCAGGCCAGCUGGCCACCAUAUACCACGGCGUCUUACCCCAGCGUCGCACGCACCAUGAGCCCGAACAUGCGCAACCAGAGUCCUCACCAGCCACCUCCUAUGCGCAUCAACACCAGCGCGCUUCCCGCCGUCAGUACGUAUGACAGCCGAACACUGUCGACUGGUAGCUAUGGCCACAGUGGAUUACACACGCCCAUUAGCCACCACCCGUCUGCCGCCACGCCUCCAAGGUGGGAUGCGGCUCCAGCAAGCUAUGCGGAGAGCUAUUCGGGACUCUCAUCCCAGCACGGACACUCCAGCCAGCCCAUGUAUAAUGGCGCUGGGUACAGCGACGGCACAUCUCGUGCCUAA